Megalops cyprinoides (Indo-Pacific tarpon) is the source of this 1555-nucleotide messenger RNA. RefSeq names its product ankyrin repeat and SOCS box protein 5-like. Gene Ontology annotation, molecular function: protein binding. Gene Ontology annotation, biological process: intracellular signal transduction; protein ubiquitination; positive regulation of protein catabolic process. The transcript is spliced from 7 exons. NCBI's taxonomy places the organism in Eukaryota, Metazoa, Chordata, Actinopteri, Elopiformes, Megalopidae. The record is from RefSeq and is a predicted model, not a curated record. The coding region runs from base 14 to 1003 and encodes 329 amino acids.
CCAGCGAGGAGCAAUGACAGAGAUACCGGAGAACAGGCCCUUCGCUGCGCAGUUGUCUAAUGUUUACCUCACCAUAUUGGCACUCUUUUGUUUCAAGCUCUUUGUGAAGAUAACCCUCAAUUUGCUCACGUACUUCUACAUCAUCAAAGGGAACCGCAAGGAGGCAGCGCGGAUUUCUGCCGAGUUUUAUGAUUUUGGUCAAGGACAAAGGUCAUGGGCAGACCGGUCCCCUCUUCACGAGGCUGCGGGGCGAGGUCGUCUUCUGAAUGUCAGGAACUUGAUUGCUCAGGGCUACAAUGUGAAUGUACGCACCAUUGACCACGUUACCCCUUUGCACGAGGCCUGCCUUGGAGACUAUGUGGCCUGUGCAAGGGCUCUCAUUGAUGCUGGUGCCAAUGUUAAUGCCACCACCAUUGAUGGGGUGACUCCUCUGUUCAACGCCUGCUCGUCAGGCAGUGUGACAUGUGCGGAGGUGCUGCUGGAAAAUGGUGCCAGACCUCAGUCUGAAGUGUGCCAACCAUCACCUAUUCAUGAGGCAAGCAGUAAAGGCAAAAGUGCUUGUGUAGAAGCUCUGCUAACAUGGGGGGCUGAUGUGGACUACGACAUUCCUCACCUGGGAACACCACUAUUCAUUGCCUGUAUGUCCAAAGAGCUCCAGUGUACCAGGAAGCUUCUGGAUGGAGGAGCGAACGUGCAGAAAGGUAAAUUUCUGGAAACUCCUUUGCACGUGGCUGCUCAGAAGGACUGCACGGAUAUUAUAAAAGUCCUGCUUGACUAUGGGGCCAAUGUCAAUGCUAGGAACCUGGAGCUGCAGCGGCCAGUGGAAUCAGCUCCUCCCAACAGUUUAUCUGAGGGAUUCCUCCUGUUAUAUGAAGCGAUGCCCCGCCCACUGAGUCAGCUGUGCCGCCUGAGCAUCAGGGCGUGCAUUGGCCGAUCCAGACUCCACCUCAUUCCACAGCUUCAUCUGCCGAACCCCCUGAAGAAGUUCCUUCUGUACAGAUAGAACAGCAGGCUGGAGCAGAAAGCUCCGUGUUAUGAAGUGCAUGUCCUAUACAUAAAGCUUUAAUUGUACCGGUUUUACACCCUUUAACACACAUUCUUAAAAAUGAACCUGUGUGGAUGUAUUAGAACACUUCUUGUGUGGAAGUAACAGAUCAGAUACACAAGCUGAGAAGUUGGAACUACUACUGUUUGAUGUUCACCCACUUCAAUUGUCCUCAAAUUAUGAGACAAUUUUAAAAUGAUUUAUGAAAAAAAACUUGUUCCUAGACUGUACCCCUGACUAUACAGUUUUAUCAAUUUAUAAUAGACUGGUUCAGAUAUAUUACUUGGCUUUUGGGUAGUACUGGUGACAAAUUUAAAUUGUGAAUUAUAAUUCUAUUUUCAGUCAAUGGCAACUUGUACUUCAAUUUUACUUCUCACUUUGCACCUCAUGCUUUGUGUCACACGUUUCAGCCUGUAUUCGUGAAUUUGCUGUUAGCUGCACUUACACUUGAUUGUCUGCAUUUAGUGGUAUUUUUGUAUUUUGCACCGUAAUCUGCACGUCUACUUAAAG